ACUUGUUCCUAAUUAAAACCAAAAAACCCUAAAUCACUCUCUCCGUACCGUUCAUCUCCCCAAACAGCGUUACUAUGGUCAAAGGUGAUUUCGCCUCCGGCUCUUGUUCAGAUAAGAGGAAGAAAGAGUUGGUCGAUUCUAUGGUUGAUGAGGAGCCUUCACUUGAGGAGCAGGAGAAAGCUUGUCAUAAAGCUAUAGCCAAGUGGUUCACUCGCGCUGGGAUUAAUCCUAAUAAAAUUAAGCUCCCUUCCUUUGCAAAGUUUAUGAGUUACCUCAAUCCUCAUUUUCCUCCUAGUGCUUCUAAAGUCGAGAAGGAAGCUCUCGAGUUAUACAAAGAAUGUAAAGAGAAGGCUAAGAAGUUUCUCAAGGAUUUUGAUGGGCAGGUAACACUCUCUUAUGAUUAUAUGGUUCUUGUGAAUGAAUUCACUAGGGAUUACAUUAAAGGCCCCAUUUUGCAUGAGGAUUUCGUCUGUUUGACCGCUCAUUUCGUUGAUGACAACUGGAGGAUGAAGAAAUGGAUCUUGGGGUACACUACUACUGACCAUAAGAUACCUAAGGAUGAUGUUUAUGGUUACCCUUUUAAGAACGCUGUUCAGGAUUUCGAGAUUCAGAGCAAUGUCUCUGCUCUUCUACUGCCUAACGAUGUGGAUUAUGAUGAAGAAACGUUGGAUCCUUUCAGGAAAUGGAUUGAAGAGAAAGGGAAUAAUCAGAUCAUCCCGCGGGUUUCUCUGCUUUAUUGUUGUGCUGAUCUUUUCCGGUUAAUGGUUGAUGAUCUGUUUGGUCCCUUAUGGUUCCUGCUGGAGGAUGUUCGUAUGUUGGUUGGAUGGGGAAGAUGUUCAUCGACCAACUGGAACGUCACUUUGUUUCAUCUGCAGCAAGGUGUUGAUCUGAAAGCUGAGGAUGCAUUCUCUAAGGACGAGAUUUACGAUGAUUAUGACAAACCAUCUGAUGAAGAUUGGAUUAAGAUUGAAACUUAUUGCAAACUCACUGGUUGUAUCUAUAAAGUGGCAAAGGUUCUUUUCGAGGGAGAGUAUUCGACAUCUAAUGUUUUCUUUCACCUUCUUGCUGAGCUGAAGCUAAUGUUGAACCAAGAGCUUGCGAAUGCUGAUGAUGAUUACUUCCUCGGCAAAGCUAAGAAGAUAUUGGAGAGGUUUGAUAAGUACUGGAAUAGUAUGUUUCUGGUUUUGGCAACUGCUUCUCUAUUAGAUCCUCGGUUCAAGACGAAGUAUCUUGAGUUUUACUGCUCAAAGAAGGAAGUCAAUGUUGAAGGUUCAAAAGCUGAAACUGUUUUGGACUAUUUGAGCAAUCUCUAUGCUCGCUAUGCAGCUAGCAACAUCUCUCAGAAACCAAUAUCCUCGGAUGCUUCAAUUGACUCCUCUGACUCUGAAAAAGAGGAAGAAGAAGAUUAUGAUGAUGAAUGGGAAGAAGAAGAAUAUGAUGAUGAUGAAGUAGAAGGAGAAGAUUACGAUGAAGGAAAAGAAGGCAAAGAAGAAAAAAAGAAGGACAAGGAAGAGAAGAAGCCUGAUGCGUACGAGGACUUUGUUUUGUUUCAGGAAUAUCUCAAGUUUGAAGGAUCUCCAAGAGAGCUUCAUGAAUCAGAGCUUGACUCCUACCUUAAAGAACCGGUUAUGGAGUGGAACAAAGACUUCAAAGCAUUGGACUGGUGGAGAGAAGAGAGCCAAAAGUUUCCAAUACUCUCCCGAGUAGCUCGUGACAUUCUCUCCAUUCCAAUCUCAUGUGCCACAUCGUGGGAUGCUUAUGUUGUGUUCAAAAGAGAGCCACCUGAGUUUGUUCUCUCCAUGGAACCAGAACUUGCUAACGCGAUGAUGUGCAGCAAAAAAUGGUUACGCCUCUAGAGAUAUGUCAGGAUUGGUAAGAACUUCCUUCUUCUUUUCACUGGCAAGAACUUAAAAUGCUUUUGCGAUUAUAUGAAACUCAUAUCUCUGUUAUUUAGUACUUUCGCUUGCCAUUUGUUCUUUCUCUUUUUUUGCUGUUUUGAAAAGAAAAAAAACGGUUCACUACUUUAUUUUGUUGGAUUACU
Messenger RNA from Camelina sativa (false flax), 2041 nucleotides. RefSeq names its product zinc finger BED domain-containing protein RICESLEEPER 2-like. Lineage: Eukaryota; Viridiplantae; Streptophyta; Magnoliopsida; Brassicales; Brassicaceae. Gene Ontology annotation, molecular function: DNA binding; protein dimerization activity. The record is from RefSeq and is a predicted model, not a curated record.